AGCUGGCCAAGUGAGUGUGGCGCAGGGCAGCCCUCUGCUCUUGCCAGCUGCUCUGCACACACAGAACCCCGAUGUGGGCUCCGGGUUGCGGGGUGCUGGCCAGCAAGACCCCCGCGUUUCCCGCGGACACCGUGACAUCCCAAACUAGGGGUGGGGGCAGGUGCUGGACACUUAGAGCAGUGGGCGAAGGCCGACCAUGCAUCUACUUGCCCUGCAGGGAGAUCGGGAGCACCAACCGCGCCCUGCUACCCUGGCUGCUGGAGCAGAGGCACAAGCACAAUAAGGCCUGCUGUCCACUGGAGGGGGUCAGGCCAUCACCCCAGCAGACCGAGUAUCGCAAUAAGUGUGAGUUUCUGGUCGGCAUUGGGGUGGAUGGGGAGGACAACACCGUGGGCUGCCGACUCGGCAAGUACAAGGGCGGCACGUGUGCCGUGGCACCACCCUUCGACACAGUGCACAUCCCUGAAGCCACCAAGCGGGUAGUGAAGGCCUUCCAGGAGUUCAUCCGAUCCACCCCGUACUCGGCUUAUGACCCAGAGACGUAUGGGGGCCACUGGAGGCAACUGACCGUGCGCACCAGCCGCCGUGGCCAGGCCAUGGCCAUCGUCUACUUCCACCCCCAGAAGCUGAGCCCCGAGGAGCUGACAGAGCUAAAAGCCUCCCUAGCACGGCACUUUGUGGCAGGGCCAGGCAGGGCCAGUGGGGUGACCUGCCUCUACUUCGUGGAGGAGGGACAGCGAAAGACCCCUAGCCAGGAGGGCCUGCCCCUAGAGCAUGUGGCUGGGGACCAGUGUAUCCAUGAGGACCUGCUCGGACUGACCUUCCGGAUCUCUCCUCACGCCUUCUUCCAGGUGAACACACCUGCUGCCGAGGUGCUCUACACAGUCAUCCAGGACUGGGCGCAGUUGGACACAGGGAGCACAGUGCUGGAUGUGUGCUGCGGCACUGGCACCAUCGGCCUGGCUCUGGCCCGGAAGGUGAAGAGAGUCAUUGGGGUUGAGCUGUGCCUGGAGGCCGUGGAGGAUGCCCAGGUGAACGCCAGAAACAAUGACCUGAGCAACGCUGAGUUCCACUGUGGGAGGGCUGAGGACCUGGUGCCUACCCUGGUGAGCAGACUGGCCUCCCAGCACCUUGUGGGCAUCUUGGACCCACCCCGCGCUGGCCUGCAUUCCAAGGUGAUCCUGGCCAUCCGCAGAGCUGAGAACCUCAAGCGGCUACUGUACGUCUCGUGCAACCCCAGAGCGGCCAUGAGCAACUUUGUGGACCUCUGCAGAGCCCCAUCCAACCGGGUGAAGGGCACCCCCUUCCGGCCAGUCAAGGCCAUGGCUGUGGACCUGUUCCCGCAGACACCACACUGUGAGAUGCUCCUCCUGUUUGAGAGAAUAGAGCACCCCAAUGGCAUGGGGAGCCUGGAGCCCCAUGGGCCCCCAGAUGACAACACACAGGAACCCAGGGUCUAGGAGAAGCCAGCAUCGGAUGGAAGCCAUGGGGCACCCAGCCCUACUACAUAUACCCCAGGAUGCUCAGAGGCAGGCAGCCAAGGGGCACAGGACCCAGUGACCCCACUAGGACCAGUCUACUGCUGGGGCAGACUCUGACAAGGAAGGUGGGUGGGCUCCUGUGGCCUGUUCUCCAACCCCAGGUCCUUGUGGACCAGCUAGGCCAUGAGGGCCGCAAUAAAUAGCUGCUGAACUAUG
Messenger RNA from Carlito syrichta (Philippine tarsier), 1697 nucleotides. It is a transcript of the gene TRMT2A, whose product is annotated as tRNA methyltransferase 2 homolog A. The coding region runs from base 72 to 1460 and encodes 462 amino acids. The transcript is spliced from 10 exons. The record is from RefSeq and is a predicted model, not a curated record. Gene Ontology annotation, molecular function: RNA methyltransferase activity. Gene Ontology annotation, biological process: RNA processing. Lineage: Eukaryota; Metazoa; Chordata; Mammalia; Primates; Tarsiidae.